GGAGAGUUUUGUCGUGGUAACCUGCCAGUGCCUACGGGUGAACUAGCCGAGCUAACCCUGUUACACCAGAUAUGGGAGGAAUCCCUCAGCACAUAGUUCCACUGAGUGUCUGACCCAGAGUAGGACUGUGACAGUACAGGGUCCCAGUCUCGGUACGGUGCUGAGCUGAACCAAGCAGGGAGGGGUUCAGAGAUCAGGGUCGAUCGUCACGGCAACCGCCAACGUCCAGGUGACAAACAGUGUUCUGCUUACAGGACUUCCUUGAACAAAAAUGUCCAAACAGCCUUCAUCCAAUGUUAAAGCCCUACAGGCUAACCUAAAUAUCCCAAUGGGGGCACUCCGCCCUGGAGCUGGGCAUCCUGUCAAAAGGAAAGAGGAAACAGCGGAUCAUGAGGAGGCCCUGCCCCAGUCCCUGCCUGUGUCUUCUGAGGAAAAGAAGCAGCUACCCGGUGCCAUAAAGCUGCCAGGUCCAGCUGUCAACCUGUCCGAAAUCCAGAAUGUGAGGAGUGAACUCAAAUGGGUCACAAAGGAAUAACCUCACAGAGAUUCAAGCCUGCCACACCAUGACAAAUACAUACAAGCACAUACCCAACCCAUUUUGGAACUACAAAAGCACUAAUAUCACCACUGAUUAAGUAUGACACAGUCCUCUUCAGAAGAUCACAUGGUCAUGGAUGUGGGUUUCACAUCUCAUGUCAGAGACUGAAUGAAAAAAAAAAAACAAGAACAGACGCACCACCUUCUCAAGAAUUCUGAAGACCACCCCACCCCCAGCUGGAACAGGCCGUGUCUUAGAUUUUCUGUUCAUUUUUCAUUCUGCACUUUCUAUUUUCAUUAUGUUUUCCUAGUCAAUGAUCCCCUGUUGUUGCUAUAGUAACUGUGAUAUUGUGUUCACUGCUUUGGAAUAUUAAACUCUGGUUAUAAAUGUA
Molecule: messenger RNA, 929 nt
Organism: Conger conger (European conger)
Lineage: Eukaryota; Metazoa; Chordata; Actinopteri; Anguilliformes; Congridae
Gene: smpx
Product: small muscle protein X-linked
Exons: 5
Coding region: 272-535 (87 amino acids)
Cellular component (GO): M band; costamere; muscle tendon junction
Source: RefSeq, a predicted model, not a curated record